This is a messenger RNA of Aplysia californica (California sea hare), 1413 nucleotides long. RefSeq names its product DNA polymerase epsilon subunit 3. Gene Ontology annotation, biological process: leading strand elongation; DNA damage response; heterochromatin formation. Gene Ontology annotation, molecular function: chromatin DNA binding; protein heterodimerization activity. The transcript is spliced from 5 exons. Gene Ontology annotation, cellular component: CHRAC; epsilon DNA polymerase complex. Lineage: Eukaryota; Metazoa; Mollusca; Gastropoda; Aplysiida; Aplysiidae. Bases 105 to 602 code for a protein of 165 amino acids. The record is from RefSeq and is a predicted model, not a curated record.
UUUUUUGUGCCUCUUGGCCUAAACUUUUUUUCGACUUGCAGAUUCUUUUUGAUUAUAAAGGUCUUAGUGUUGUUCGACAUUAUCUACCUGACAAGUGUGUGAGCAUGGCAGAGAGACCAGAGGACUUGAACUUACCAAAUGCUGUAGUCACAAGGAUCAUCAAAGAUGCAAUACCAGACGGUGUGGCAGUAUCAAAAGAGGCGAGGCUUGCUAUCUCGAAAGCGGCAAGUGUUUUUGUGCUUUACGCCACUUCCUGCUCCAAUAACUUUGCUCUGAAGAGCAAAAGGAAAACGAUCAACGCUCAAGAUGUUCUGUCGGCAAUGGAGGACAUGGAGUUUGAACAGUUCAUUGAACCUUUGCAGCAGUGUCAGGAAGCGUUCCGUCAAGAAAAGAGCGAGAAGAAAAGCCAAAAGAAGGAGAAGCCUGCUCCUGUACCUGAAGAAAGCGGAGGUGAGGAGGAGGAGGAGGAGAAAGACGAGGCUGCAGAGAAGAACAACUCCUCUGCGGCUGCGAUGGGGGACGACCAGGAUUUUCAGAUCACGGUGAACGCUGAGGAUGGAGACGCAAGCAGUCCGGAGGUGGUGGAAGAUUCUGGGGAAUAGCACUCUGGGUUGUUUCUUUGGGUUCUUUUUCUCUAAUCUUUGAUUCUUUUUUUUUUUUCUUUUCUUUUUGGGGGAGGGGGGGGGGGGGGGUUUUGAUGGGGGUUUUUUUUCCUUUUUUUUUUGUAUUCUUCAUAUGUCAAAAUCAAUGACGUUAUGCUCUAACAGUCUUACUGGACAAAGUAGGUAUACAUUUUAUUUUUGACACAAAACAAGUGCAGAUACGAUGUGUCUAUCAUUCUGUGGGUUCUCAGUAAAGAAUCAGUAUAAUGCACAAUACUGUACUACAGUAUAAAAUUAUGAUGGGCUGACUUUUGUGUCUUCUCUCCUCAUUUUGAUACGAAGACGAAUUUUUUUGAGGGGGUUUUUUUUUUCCCUUUUGAAAAAUUGUCAAGGAACCAGUUAUACAGUUAGAGAAUAACACCCUUGAUAUGUUACUUUUUCAGUCAUUAUUGUGAAGAAGAUCGUGGCAUAUAUAUGCAUCCAUUUUUGUAUGUCUUGAAUGAGUGCCUUUGCUUUAUCCCCAGUUUUGUUUGUGUGUAUUCGUGUGUGUGUGUGUGUGUAUGCUUAUAUAUAUGUGUGUGUGAAAUGGCUGAAGAGUGUUUAAAUGAAAUUUUUUCCAGCUGUAUGUGUGCAUUGAGUUUGUGGUUUGUUUUUAAAACUAAAAUAGAAUGUUAUGGUGUCUUCAUUAUGCACCAUAAAGUAUGCUAGUGUCUGUGUUUGAUUGGGGGAUUGCAUUUGUGCGAGAAUCUCUUUGUAAAUCAUUGUGUUUUUUUAGGUAAUGUGAAAUAAUAAAACAAAAUUGAGACAAUGA